Hemibagrus wyckioides is the source of this 8551-nucleotide messenger RNA. It is a transcript of the gene dlc1, whose product is annotated as DLC1 Rho GTPase activating protein. The coding region runs from base 1412 to 6328 and encodes 1638 amino acids. The record is from RefSeq and is a predicted model, not a curated record. Gene Ontology annotation, molecular function: lipid binding; GTPase activator activity; protein binding. The transcript has 18 exons. NCBI's taxonomy places the organism in Eukaryota, Metazoa, Chordata, Actinopteri, Siluriformes, Bagridae. Gene Ontology annotation, biological process: signal transduction; regulation of Rho protein signal transduction; actin cytoskeleton organization. Gene Ontology annotation, cellular component: focal adhesion; membrane raft.
GUGGGAGGACAGAGAGGGCAGAAAGUAGAGAGAAUAAGCAGAUGACAGUAAAUAAGAAAGAGAGAGAGGAAGAGAGAGCGAGAGAGAAAGAAAUGACUCAGUCUUGGAAACUGUCUAGAGAGCAGUAGAGAAAGAGAGCAGUCAUAUCUGCGUCAGCUAAAACCCGCUAAUACGAUCAAGAUGAGUGUCUGCUGCCGCCGCUGCUUCUCGCACCGCUUCACUCCGCCUCGACUCGUCCCUCUUCUUCAAAUCCUCUGCCUGUCUGUGGCCUAGUCGAGAAGCAGCCAUCACACCUGAUCUGAGGAGACUUAUGAAAGACAGGAGACAGGAUCAGGAGGUCGAGGAACGGAAGGUUAGCUUCUUAGUAAGAUUGACGUGUGAAGAGCUAAGAGACACAAAUUGCUUCCAUUCAUGGAAAUCUGGAUUUCAAGUGCUGAAGUUCUGGUUCCUGGUUCUGUCAUCUUUUGGCAUAUCUUCCGUAUUUUGUAACAAAAAGUUUUUCUGCUCCACAUCUGGGGUGUAGAAUCCUGGGUGUGUGUGAUCCCAGUGACCCAGAUGACCCCAGAACAGGGACUGUUGUGUCAAGAGUGAUCUCACCCCCCUGGUGAGGACAGUGGGUAACAGGCCGCGACAUCACUGGGACGGAACAUCUCUGACCAUCAGACUGAGAGAAACCAGCGAGGAGGACCAGCGCUGAAGAAGGAGGCACGGUACAGAAAUUUGCUUUAUUUUAUUUUUCCAUCUCCCUGAACAGUCACGAAUAUAGUUGGAAGAAGAAAACCUCCUCCUGGGAUCAACCAAGUAACCAGAUGUUCCCUGCAGAGAGAUUCCGCUCACCAGAUGCGAGAGGGAUGCUCUGAUUAGGGAACGACUCCCUCGGCCGCUAACCGCCAACUUUGAGAUCAUCUGUGUGUAAGCCGCUAACCGCUAAAUCCUCAGAGAUGUCAAGAACAUCACGAGCUCCUGCUGUUGCAGCGUGAGGCUCAGCUGCCUUCUCAUUUCUUAACCCACUUCUCUGGAAAGUUUAUUUUUCAAACUUUUGAUGUGGAGUUAGUUUGCAUCUGGAGGAUAAGUAGUAACUGCGUGGAAGGAGAGGAGAGUGGGGCAGGGUUACUUUUCUACUAUCCAGGGGAGUGGAAGUGAAAUAUUUACCUGAUCGAAUAGUCAGGAGAGGAUCAGGGAUCUGAGCUGUUGCCUUGUGACUCUGAAGGUUUGCACAUUCAAAGGAAGUACAACUUUUUUUUAUUCCUUCAUUCAUUUAUUUAUCUUCUGCAGUCACUCUGUUCUUGACAGGACUGCAACAGAUCCAGAUCCCGGGAAUAGAUUCUGGAUGGUCCAUCACAGGGUCUGCUUUAGCACUUUGUGUGGGCGUCUGAAGCAGGGCUCUAUGGAAUAACAGAGGUCACUGGCCAUGCCUGUAGCCUUGCGCACAAGGAGCUGGGAGGAUCAUGUAACCCCACACUCGAGGAAACAGUACAGCUACGAUGACCUUGACCUAGUUUGCUGCCAUGCCGGUGUUGGAGGGAGCGGUUCCCCCUCGGGUCGCAGGCGGCGAGAGCGAUGCGCAUCCAUGCCAGAAUGCUGCCGUUAUCAUCCUGGCUUUGAGAGCUGUCCUGGGGAAGAUAGGAACAAGAGGAGGAGGACUUUAUCUGGUACUUUUAAGGGUACAUCAGCUAGCUAUGAAGCUAACAGUCAAGUAGUUACCAAAGGUCAGACUUUUGUGAAGGUCAUAAAAUCAGUGGCAGAUGAAGACAGUCCCAACUGUUCAGAAACCAUUUCGAAUCAUUUUCUUUAUGAAAGCUUUGAUGAGAUACAUAUGAAAGAUAAAAAGAUCACCACCAAAGCUAUGGCCACAUCCUCGGGCAGUUCUUCAACAAAUGCUGCAGAAGAACAGGCCAAGAAUCUAGAUAGCUCUACAGAAACAGAAACCAAGGAUGCCUACAAAGAUAAUGCUAAAGUCAACAUUGACGUGACAGCGGAAUUGACAGGAAAGCCUAGAAGCAGUGAGUCAAAGGUAGAAGGCAACAUUGGUGGUCCGGUAGUAGAAUCAAGCAUGCUACAUCACCAACAGGUAAUGAGGACAGGAGUAGAAGUGACAGUGGGUGAUAAAUUUGAUCCUCAUGUCUGUAGUGAUGCCAUCACAGAUACUGACCUGACCACAGAGACCAAGCAGUCUGAAGAAUCUCAGACUCCCAAGAAUAAUGUUCUCAAUUCUAACAUUCCAAAUGACCAGGUAGUCACAAGCGUAGAGGUUCUGCAGGCUCACAACCUCAACGCAUCCACAGAACUUGAGUUUUCCUCGUGUGAAUUCCGAAGCACUUGUAACCCUGACACCUACAGAGACUGCCACGCCAAACUGGACACCAUUCCUGAGGUAUCCUUUACAGAGUCGGGAGAGGAAGUGCUAGCUCCGGUGCUGGAGAACAUGCCUAGCCUCCAUAUUUCCACAACUUUAGUGGGUCUUAAGGGUGCUGGAAACAAUAAAGGCAGUUCUGUAGAACUCGAGUUGCAGAAGGAUACCCCCGAGGCAGGAUUUCUAGGAAGGGUCUCGCCAGAGUGCGAUUCCUCAAUUGAAAGCAGAAUGGAAACCGCUGAUCAUGUGAUGAUUCUUCAGACGAGUCAAAAUGUGGAUGAGGUAGAAAGAGACCCCAAACCUCAGGAAGUACCUGUCAGGCUCCGCACACAGAAGAGCUCGAGGGAGGACAGAGAGCGAGAACGUUCUCAGCUGGACUCCAUGGUUCUGCUCAUAAUGAAGCUCGAUCAGCUGGACCAGGAGAUCGAGGACGCUUUAGGCUCUGCCCCCUUCCCAAAGGACACGCCCACUGCCAAGAGUCGCUUUGUUUCUGAAGUGGAUUUGGUGUCCCUGGACGGAGAGGGAAGUCUCUCGGGGUCACUGCGUUCCCUGGACACUCCUCAUCAUCACUCUUCAUCGUCGCUGUGUUCCGUCAGAAACAGAACAUCUGCUGCGUUGACGGAGAAAGAUCGAGCAGAAAUCGAGGCGAAGGAGGCAUGUACGUGGCUCCGGGCCGCUGGGUUCCCCCAGUACGCUCAGCUCUAUGAAGAUGGUCAGUUUCCUAUCCAGAUCUCGUCAGUCACCAGAGAUCAUGACUUUUUGGAUCGAGAUGCCAUCGAAGCACUUUGCAGGAGACUAAACACUCUUAACAAGGGUGCUAUGAUGAGGCUGGAGAUCACUCCUCAGAGAAAGCGAAGUGAAGACUCCGAUGAAGAUGAGCCCUGUGCCAUCAGCGGUCGUUGGACUUUUCAGAGGGACAGCAAGCGCUGGUCCCGUUUGGACCAGUUGGACCUGGAUGUCUUCACAUCUCCAGCAGGUGAUGCUAUUUCUGCCCCUACCUUCCUCUACUCCCAGGAUCAGCGCUUGCCUGGUGGCCACUUGCUUCGGGAGAGGGUCAGUGCUAGUGCCGAAAGUGUGCUAACAGAUCUUAGCGAGCAGCCAGAGGUGGGAUCCUUGCACAGUGCCGGAAGUGGUGGUCAUGGAGGGUCACGUAGUAUUACGGUGCCAUCCAGCCCGGCUGACACCAAUUCCAACGUAGCUACAGCCUCUACGACCCGUGCUAGCUCUGUUGCUAGUGUGUGCUCUUCUGGGACUUCUGGUGCCAAUGAGGAUUCGUUUUCUGAAGGGAUUCCUUCACCACUUGAACAUGGAACUUUUGCAUUUGAUGCCAGAACCUUCUCAGGAAGUAGUGGGGAUAAUAAAAGUACACGGUCAAGGGCCAAGAGCUUUUUGAAGCGUAUGGAAAGCUUGCGACUGCGUAGUAGCAGCAUGUCUUCAAAGCGUAAAAAGAAAGGCUCAGUCAGCAACGGGAGGCUAGAGAUUAGCAGUCCAGUUUUGAAGGAAGGUCUGGAUGAGGACAAGCUGCGGCAGCUCAACUGUGUCGACAUUGCCACACUGGAUCGCAGCGGGACCCACAACCGCAGCAUCACCUACUCCACACAGACAAGCAGUGGAAGCACAGGCAGCAGCAAUUCAGAGACUAGUAGUGGAAGUGCUGUGAGUACACCCAGUCCGAUCACGAGGGCUCGGAGCCACAGCACAGCAGCCGGCUCCAUAAAGCGGGUCGGGAUGUACCUGGAAGGGUUUGACCCAUUCAGUCUUGUUCAGGACAAUGAGAACCUGGAGAUCCGGAACUGUGAGCGAAGGCCUGAGCCGAGCAUGACCACGGAGAACAACCUACGGAACCGCAAAAGGACUGAUGAGAAGCAAGCGGAACAUAAGACGAUAGAUGAGGAGUCUGGAGUGAUAUAUUUUUAUCUUCCUGAUGGUCACAAACCGGGCACCUUUCCCAAGUCACUUGCCGAUGGUGCUUCCUUUCACCGAAGUGACAGCAGGCCUCAUCGCAGGUCCUCCACUUCAUUAGACAGUCGGUUGAGUUUCUAUGACAAUGUGCCGUCUGAAAUAGGGGACGAGGAAGAAGAUGAACCAGAGGUAGAGGAGGAGGAGCCAAAAAUCGAGGACGUGCUAGAGCGAGUGACUGGCUUGCAGCGAUUGGUCAGCACAUGGACAGAAGCAGGACCUGGUGAGGAUGAAGAGGAGGAAGAAGAAGGAGACUCGGACUCGGCUUUGGAUUCUGCCUCUCCUUGCCCUUCAUCUCCGUUACAGAACCGCUUGAUGGAGACGGAGAAUGGGAGUGACCAGGAGAGCACAGGAAACCCUCUAGGCGAGCAGGACGACACGGUUAGCGUGAGAGAUAGACGAGACUCGGGUGUGGGAGCAUCACUGACCCGAACUAACAGGCCUCAGAAGAUGCGCUGGCCCAGUUUUCAGAACUCGCACCGACCGAGUAUGUCAUCGUCCACGCUGCAGCUCGACUGUCAGUCAGUACUACAGAUGAAUCUGCUGCAGAAAUACAGCCUGCUGAAACUCACAGCUCUGCUGGAGAAACACACACCUACCAACAAACACGGCUUCAGCUGGGCCGUACCCAAGUUCAUGAAACGGAUGAAAGUGCGCGACUCAAAGGAGAGGAGUGUGUUUGGCGUGCCGCUGCAGGUGAACGUGCAGAGGAGCGGACAGCCAUUACCGCAGGGCAUCCAACAGGCCAUGCGCUACCUGCGCAACCACGGCCUCGACCAGGUGGGCUUGUUCAGGAAGUCAGGGGUGAAAUCACGCAUUCAGGCUCUGCGCCAGAUCAAUGAAUCGUGUGGCACAGAAGGGGGCGGAGUCAGCUAUGAGGGCCAAUCAGCUUAUGACGUGGCAGACAUGCUGAAACAGUACUUCAGAGAUCUACCUGAACCGCUGGUCACCAGCAAACUGUCUGAUACCUUCCUGCAGAUCUAUCAGUUUAUUCCUGUGGAACAGCGUCUGCAGGCGGUGCGCGCCGCCGUGUGUUUACUUCCUGAUGAGAACCGGGAUGCUUUACACACGCUGCUGUGUUUCCUGAGUGACGUGGCGGCCAACGUGAGCGAGAAUCAGAUGACCUGCACCAACCUGGCUGUGUGUCUCGCACCGUCACUGUUUCACCUGAAUACCGCCCGCAGGGACGCAUCCUCACCCAGAGUGAUGAGCAGGAAGAACACACUCGGGAAACCGGACCAAAGAGACCUGAAUGAAAACCUGGCAGCAACACACGGCCUCACGCACAUGAUCCAGGAGUGCAGGAAACUCUUCCAGAUCCCUGAGGAAGUGUGCGGCUGCAGGAACUCCUACAUGGAGCAGGCUUUAGUUCCCCCUCGCAUGGAGGACCUGCUGGACGAGUCUCAGGGCUACAGGAGCCUGGUGAAGGACAGCAUGGACGCUCUGCUUAAAGAAGCCAAGGAGAAGUUCAGAGGCUACGAUACCUGCUCGACCCCUGAACAUGCUGAACUGGCGUACAAGAAGGUGCACGAUGGCUGGUCACUGCGGCAGUGGAAGGUGUGUGUGGACAUGGCGACUGGAGUGGACGAGGUUCUGCAGCGAAUCAUCCGUGAGCAGGAACGAUGGGAUGAAGAUCUGCUCGAGAGCCGUGUGAUCGAAACACUCGACAACAACACGGAUAUUUAUCAGUACAUCCGCAACAACAUGGCGCCAAAUCCAGCCACCGACUACGUGGUGCUGAGGUCAUGGGUGACUGACCUCCCUAAAGGUGCGUGUGCGUAUGUGUGUGUGUCGGUGGAGCACGAGGCUGCGCCAGUACUUGGUGUACGGGCCAAUGUGAUGACCUCACGCUACCUCAUAGAGCCAAGCGGCCAGAACAAGAGCCGCGUCACACACAUCUCCAGAAUAGACUGCAGGGGUCGGUGUCCAGAGUGGUAUAACAAGCUGUAUGGCCACCUGUGUGUCUCUGAACUGGUGCGGAUACGAGACUCCUUCACCUGCCCACUGGACAAAUGAACACACACACACACACACACACACACACACACAGACGCACCUGGACCAACAACGAUGAAGAAUCUAUAAAUCACACACAAAGACAGCAUGUUGAUCCUUCAAGCUACGGUCAGAGGUCGUGACCUUUGCAUUCUAAGAUAAAAAGGUCAUGUGACGGAAAGGACUGGAACGGACACACCUGCUGCUGUGACAUCAUCAGUGAUGUCAUGGAAGGACUUGAAAGGGGGGAGGGGAGGGGAGGGGAGGGUUAGGGUGCUACUGCUUCUGAGAAGCAAGGGGUGUGGGUGUGUGUGUGUGUGUGUGUGUGUGUCGUUGACAUGUGAGACAUAUUCCAUGCACUGGCACCCUAGUAGAGAAUAGUAUGUACACCUCUACCUGUGUGUUGUGUGUAAGAUUCUGCAUGAUUAUUUACAGCUCUUUCACCAUACCUGCCUAUAGGAUGGAUGGAUGGAUGGAUGGAUAGAUAGAUGGAUAGAUGGAUAGAUAGAUAGAUAGAUAGACGGAUGUGUAUAGAUAAAGGAGAGAUGUCCGAAUCGGUGGUGGCUGGAACACCUCGAAAAACUUGAGAACGCGUGACGGGUGCGCUAACAAGAACCGCUUUCAUUUCAUCACGUAUAUAAACUUCACGUGAACCUUCUGUUUAACAAACGUUCUAGCCACGUUACCCUUAUACCCUUGUUGCUAUGGUUACUUCCUGAAAACCUUCCGUCGCCUCGCUCCGUUCUUGUGGAGUUUAAUUCAAACGUCUGAUUCUGGUUUGUAUUUAACGUUUGUUUAAAGUUCGGCUCGUUGUCAUGGUUACAUUCCAGCAUAGUUACCGCUUAUUAUUAUUAUUAUUAUUAUUAUUUCAGAACUGUGAUUCAUUUCUGCAGCCGUGAUGUAAAAUCCGAUCGUUUCAGUGAAUAUUAUUUUAAAAAGCUGAAAUUUCCAGUUUACUCGCCGUUUACCUCAACUUGUGGAAUAUUUGUAACGUUAUUUUUCGCUAAAUCGUACUUCAUCUUCAUCUCCUGAUGGAACGGAAAUGGUUCUUGUCGGUUCACUCGGACUUUUUCUACGAAGGGAAAAUGUUACUGGACCAAAAGAUUUCUUCAGCGAUUUUCUGGAGUAAAUGACAGUUGUGCUAAAAAAAAAUAAAUAAAUAAAAAAAAACAGGAAGUAGACAGAUCGAGGGAUUAUUAGUUCAGAGAGGAUUUAAGAGUGAAGAGAGAGAAUUUGGAAUAAGAAGUGUGAGGAAGGAGGAGCGUAAAGAGGAAUCGAGUUCUGGGUUCUCAGAGGGCAGAUUAGCUUUAAAGCACAAUAGCGGCUAAGCACAAUGUGCGUGUUAUCGUUUGUCUGACGCUAUUGUAGCCUGCGUUCACGCUAGCAAGCAUGGCGUAGGUGCUCGAUUGUGGGUGUGGCCUGUACGUAGCUGUACGUACAUCAGAUUCAUUAGUGUUAACGAUUAAACUAACCAGCUACGUACUGCUACGUCAGCUCCUCCGAUUGUUCUUCAUAGCAUCUCUCAAGGCAUUUUUGUGAGCGAGGAAAUGUUUAAGAUUGGGUUUGCGUACGCGGGAAACGUGCUAGCGUGAAUGUAGAGUCAGUCACCUGUCACAUAAUCAUCACCUUCUGAUGUCGGCUCCUCCUUAGUGUGCUAGGGAUGCUAGUGGUGAUGUCGGCUCCGCUCCCGUGUGCUAGCGAUGCUAACAGUGGCGCAUUCAGAACUAAAUACUCAGUUUAAAGGGGUGGAAAGUGACUCUUUUUGUCAUUCGGACAGUGUUAAUGUAAAUGAAGUAAUUCUGCAAAACAAACAAAAACAAACAAACGCUUAUUUAUUCUCAUAAACUCGCACGCUAGAACACAAACGCUGCUUUCUCCGCGUAACUAAACCUCCUCAUGGGAUUGGGAAAUAUUCGAGUAAUAAACCUGACUUGAGACAGGAAAUGUGACUAAAUCUCCUGCGCUGUAAGUGUGUGUGUUUGUAUAUAUAUGUGUGUGUGUGUGUGUGUGUGUGUGCAUUAACACAGCGCAUGACUGAGCGUUAAUUUAAAGCUUUGUGUAUUUAAACAGAUAUAUCGGGAUUUGAUUUUGUAUCUUAUUUUAUUGUAAAUGUUUCUGCUUUAAAGUGACGGAAAAUUGAGAAAAACAGUUUAUCUUUUUUAUAAUUAAUAUUAUUUCUGUACAGAUUAUUCGCAAAGUGCACUAUUAAACCUAUUCAAACCAGGGGGAGGAGUCUGACCUGAG